AUGACCGCCAAAAAAGUUCAAGCAGGCCUUUCGCAAACACUGCUACUUACCGCAGACAAUCCCAACGACAUUCUCCACCUAGAUUGUGUGCUGCAUACACAAGCAGAGACAUUUGACAUGAAGUCUGACAAGAAGAAAGGGGCUCCGGCUCCCAGUCGUAUCGCCGAUGCGCGAUUCAGCAACUUCGAGACGGAUCCCCGAUUCCGCUUGCCCUCCAAGAAAAAUGCCAAAACCAAGCUCGACAAGCGAUUCGCGGGCAUGCUCGACGACGAAGACUUUACAUCUACUUCCCACGUCGAUCGAUACGGCCGCAAGGUGAAAUCCGACUCCAAGAAGAAGGCUUUGCAGCGCCUGUAUGAGGCGGAAGACGACAAAGAGGAGGGGGAAGAGAAGGGCAGCGAAGCCGAAAUUGAGGUCGACGAUGAUGAUGCCGUCCAGCGAGAGCUUCGUGCUGUUCAUGAGCGCGACUUGCGCGCCAACUACGAUCCCGCGCGUGGCGGUGGUUUCUCAUCUUCUGAAGAAGAAGACUCAUCAGAAGAGGAAGACUCCGACGAUGACGACGACGGCGGCGCAGAACUCAUCACUGAAGGCGACAUGCAAAGAUUGCAAGACGAGCAGGCCGAAGUUGAGGCUGGCGAGGUUUCGAAACGGAUAGCCAUUGUCAAUCUCGACUGGGACCACGUAAACUCGACGAAUCUCUUCGCCCUCUUCUCCAGUUUCAUUGGGGAAAGCUCUGGGCGCGUGAUCAAGGUGUCUGUAUACCCCAGUGAAUUCGGCAAGGAGCGCAUGCAGCGAGAAGAGAUCGAGGGUCCGCCCAAGGAACUCUUCAAGGAGAGCAAGGACGACUCAGACAGCGACGAGGAAGAAGACUCUGACGAGGAGGACGAAAAAAUCAAAAAUAAGCUCAUUCAAGAAGGUGACGACCAAGAAUUCGAUAGCGAUGCUUUGCGAAAGUACCAGCUCGACCGCCUACGAUAUUACUAUGCCAUUAUGGAGUGCUCCGACGAAAAGAUUGCGCAACAACUCUAUGAGGCGACUGACGGAACUGAAUAUCAGUCUUCCUCUAAUUUUCUCGACCUGCGUUUCGUGCCGGACGACGUCGAAUUUGACGAUGAGCCUCGCGAUGAGUGCACAGAGCUUCCCGACUCGUACAAGCCCGUCGACUUCGUUACCACGGCGCUGCAGAGCUCCAAGGUCAAGCUCACGUGGGACUUGCAUCCCGAGGAGGCGACACGCAAAGACUCUAUCAAGCGCGCAUUCACCGGCAGCCGGGCGGAUCUCGAAGAGAAUGAUCUGCGCGCCUAUCUGGCCAGCGACACCGAAGGCUCCGACGAUGACGACGACGACGGCCACAAGGUAGCCACUUUUGGCGUAGAGGAUGGCAAUGGUGUCAGUGACAACGAUGACGGUGACAACCCGGACGGCCAAGCGGGAGAGGAGAAGCCCAAGCUAUCCAAGCAGGAGCGCGCACGUCAAAAGAUGCGCGCAGCGCUCGGUCUGGGCGAGAAGCCCGCGCCCAAGGCAGCCAAGGGCGGACCUGUCGGCGAGAUGCAAAUCACAUUCACCCCGGCGCUCUCUGAGGCCAAGGCCACAAAGUCUGCCGAGGACGGGGAGGAGACGACGAUUGAAAAGUAUAAGCGCAAGGAGCGCGAACGUAAAGAACGCAAGCGCGAGGCUGCGCGUGCUCGUCGCGCCGGUGCCAACGGCGAAACCGCCGCUGCUGGCAGCGACGACGACGAGGGCGGCGCGACCAUGACCUUUAACAACAAUGACGACGGCGGCGAGGAUCUCGGCUUCGACGAUCCCUUCUUCACCUCGGAGGCCCCCGCCGCAGCCUCCAAGACAUCCAUCCGCAAGGCCGAGCGCCUUCAAAAACGCGAGGCCCGCCUCGCCGCCUCGGCCGCCGACGCCGAGGAGCGCGCACACCUCAGCAAAGUCAUGGCCGAGGACGAUGCCGAAGGCGGAGCGACGGCCGCGCACCUCGACCACUUUGACAUGAAGGAGAUUCUGCGCGCCGAGAAGCAGCAACGCAAAAAGGCCAAAGCAAAGGGUAAAGCGAAGAAGGCGGCGGCGGCGGCGGAGAAGAAGGGUGGCGCUGCAGAGCUGCAAGGGGACUUUGAGAUGGAUGUCGGGGACGCUCGCUUCCAGGCCGUGUUUGACAGCCACGAGUACGCGAUUGACCCGUCACACCCCAAGUUUACGGCGUCGGCAGGUAUGAAGCAGGUUUUGGAGGAGAGCCGCCGCAAGAGGCGCGCGGGGGACUCGUCGGAGGGGCGCGAGGAGACGAGGAAGAGCAAAAAGACCAAGUCGAGGCGCUGA
Beauveria bassiana ARSEF 2860 is the source of this 2319-nucleotide messenger RNA. Its product is annotated as pre-rRNA-processing protein ESF1. The transcript has a single exon. The record is from RefSeq and is a predicted model, not a curated record. Gene Ontology annotation, cellular component: nucleus. Bases 1 to 2319 code for a protein of 772 amino acids. Gene Ontology annotation, biological process: rRNA processing. NCBI's taxonomy places the organism in Eukaryota, Fungi, Ascomycota, Sordariomycetes, Hypocreales, Cordycipitaceae. Gene Ontology annotation, molecular function: RNA binding.